UCUGAUACUGAGGGGGUUUCUGAGAUGUCGCAAUUAAAAUCACCGAGGUUUCGGUGCCACGACUGAAUCACUGGAAAAUCCCCCUGACGCUACAUCUAGAAUUCCCCCUUUUUAUUAAAAUAGUCACUUGCUUGUAUAGUUGGUGCUCGGGGUACGCCGCUUCUCAGUUGCAGCUUACCGGUGGUUCAGUGAAGUGUCUCCCGACGACAAUGCCUACUCGCUACGUUCUGAAGAUCCCCUGCCCUAUCUCAGGGUGCGCGGGACAGUCCAGGCUUUCCCAGUGGGUGUGCGCACGGGACAACGGUACUAUGUAUGUAGACGAGGACGGCUAUCUGUCCUGUUACUCAAACAACCACCGUGCCAAAAUCAUCUACUGGAGGUUCGAUUGUGGUGAGAGGGGUUCAGGGAGCAAACACAACUACGAGAGAUAUCAGUCAGCAGAUCUGGAAGGGUUCUCCCAUGCCAUGGCUAUCGGACUGCCUCAUUUGAAGGAAGCGGGAGCCGUCUGGGUCACCAAACUCAUACAGAGCGUCGAGAAUCAGUUUAUAAACGGAGAUCGCUAGACUUCUAACGACUGGGGAGGGACAUCCAAUCAGAUACACUACAAUUGAUAUAGAACUGUAGUCAGUUUUGUAGGGUUCCAUGUGAAAAGAUGUCGCUAUAUAGCCAAUACUUUUGUUCUGUACUAGUUCAGUUUAGCCUGUUUACUAAUUUUACCAUUACGUUCAAAUAUGUAAAAUAUAAUAUCAGCAUCCAUACGCAGAAUGAUGCAUUCCCACGACUACUAUAUUACUAUAAUGUACAAGAUAUUAUCAGUUCCUUAGAAUGGAUAGAUCCUAAGUUUUUUCCAUUGAGGUGUAUGGUUUCUUUUCGUCGCUCGCUUUGUACAAGACAUUGUGUAAUCAUGUACAGCAAACGUUAUGAUUCUAUAUGGCGAUCGCGAGUUGUACUCGUGUGGAAAUUUUAAGAUUGCACUGUUGUGUUCACAUGUUGGGUUCAACUGUAUAUUUAACCUUGCGCUAAUUAUAGGACUGCUAAGCGCAAAAAAUGUAUACGUAAACGAGCUCUCAUCCUUUUGUAUAAAGUUGAACUAACUACUUAAGAUUCAGAAAAGCGACGACUUCAUGUCGAUAAGAAUCUUAUACUUCUUGUCAUCAUUUAACGCUCUUGACAGAUAAGUUUAUUCUCUAGUAGUUGGUAAGACUUUUAUGUUAUUCUGUUAUCCUUGUAUCCUAUGUAUCAUGUUACUCAGUAUGAUGUACAUGUGACAUCACACUCUGAUGUAUGCAUUUAGCCCCAUGGGCAUGAACAUGCAAUUAAAGAUUUAUGAUCAUUAAACUGGCCAUGUUUU
This is a messenger RNA of Branchiostoma belcheri (Belcher's lancelet), 1351 nucleotides long. RefSeq lists its product as uncharacterized. Bases 210 to 563 code for a protein of 117 amino acids. The transcript has 4 exons. The record is from RefSeq and is a predicted model, not a curated record. NCBI's taxonomy places the organism in Eukaryota, Metazoa, Chordata, Leptocardii, Amphioxiformes, Branchiostomatidae.